AUGAACCAAGCUUUGAUUGACAUUGGUAUGGGUUCCUUCCAGUGGAAGAUCUUUGCCAUGACUGGAUUUGGGUGGUUUGUGGACAACUUCUGGAUGCAAGCUAUCACCAUCGUCAGCCCGGCCGUCAGAAACGAAUUCGUCGUUGAGCGUAUCGCGUUCCUGACCGUUGCCAAGUACGCAGGCUUGGUAGUUGGGUCUACGGUCUGGCCCAUGACGGCUGACUUCAUUGGACGCCGUCUGGCCUUCAAUGUCACACUGCUCCUGUCUUCACUCGCCGGCCUCGUCGGUGCAGGAAGUCCCAAUUUUGUAGCCAUCGCAACCUGCUGUGCCAUCAUCGGUGUUGGUACCGGCGGGAAUCAGCCAGUGGACAGUGCCAUUUUCCUCGAGUUCAUCCCUGCUACGCAUCAAUACCUUCUUACCAUGCAGUCUGGAUUCUGGUCUGUUGGCCAGGCUGUUGCGGCUUUGAUCGGAUGGCCUCUUAUUGCAAACUUCUCCUGCCCUUCUGAUACGCCCGCUGGCGAGUGCAGAUAUGAGGAUAACCUUGGUUGGAGAUACACCUACUGGACCUUCGGUGGCUUGACCCUAGCCAUGUUUCUCAUGCGGCUUUUCUUUCGUGUCUACGAAACUCCCAAGUAUCUUCUCGGAAGAGGCCUGGAUGAGCAAGCCGUCCAAGUGGUGCAGAAGAUUGCCGCACGGAACAAGACCACCACGUGGCUUACCAUCUCUCAUUUCGAAGCCAUCGAUGCUGAGCUCAGUGCCAGAGCCGCCGACACGGAGCAACUGACAGCUCCAAACGGUGACUCUCGGAAUAUCAUGAAGCGAAAUCUCCAAAAGUUCAAGCCCGGCAAGAUCCAGGCCCUCUUUUCCACUCCGCGUCUCGCCUUUUCCACUUCACUCAUGAUCUUCCUCUGGUGUGCCAUUGGCAUGGCGUAUCCCCUCUACAACUCCUUCAUCCCGAUUUAUCUCGAAAACAAAGGCGUUACUCUCGGAAGUUCUUCCUUGAGCAAGACCUACCGCACUUACGCGAUCCAAGCCGUUUGCGGUAUCCCUGCCUCCAUCUUCGGCGGCUUCACCGUUGACCUGAAGCGGAUCGGCCGCAAGGGCACAGGAACGUUUGCAUGCAUUGGAACAGGAGUGUUUUUGUUUCUCUAUACUCGAGCGACAACGAACGCGAGUGUCUUGGGCUUCACUUGCGCAAUUGCCUUUUUUCAGAACCUGGUAUAUGGGCUGCUGUACUCGUACACACCUGAACUGUUUCCGGCCCCGAUCAGAGGUACAGCGAAUGGCCUUGUGGCCAUGUUCAACCGGCUAAGUGGACUUAUGGCUCCUAUCAUUGCUGCGUAUAUUGGCAUAGAUACUGAUAUGCCUGUCUGGAUCUCGGCUGCGCUGUUUAUGGUGGCUGGUCUUGUCUUUCUCAUUUUGCCUUACGAGACGAGAGGGAAGGCGGCAGCAUGA
This is a messenger RNA of Ilyonectria robusta, 1455 nucleotides long. RefSeq names its product major facilitator superfamily domain-containing protein. Lineage: Eukaryota; Fungi; Ascomycota; Sordariomycetes; Hypocreales; Nectriaceae. Gene Ontology annotation, biological process: transmembrane transport. Gene Ontology annotation, molecular function: transmembrane transporter activity. The transcript is spliced from 3 exons. The record is from RefSeq and is a predicted model, not a curated record. The coding region runs from base 1 to 1455 and encodes 484 amino acids.